AUGGCAAACCUGAAUGGAAUGGAUUCUGUUCUUGAUGCCCUUGCUAUGGGCUUGGGUAGCGUACAUCCUGCACUAUCUCUUUUUCAUGCGCUUGGCAGGAGGGAUGUGGACCCUAGCUUAACGCCUACCAAUGGCAAUUGCCUGAAGGUUUCUAGAGCCUACGCCCUCAACAUUCACGCUAUACUGUGGCAGAUUCGUGUUCGAUGUGGAGGACACAGCUACGAGGGGCUUUCCUACACUGCCGAUGCUCCUUUCGUUCUUAUCGAUCUUCUAAACUUGAACAAAGUCAAUGUGGACAGGAAAUCAGAGACGGCCUGGGUAGAAGGAAGCGCAACGUUAGGUGAAGCUUAUUCUGCUGUAGCAGAAAGCUCACCUGAGUUGGCGUUUCCUGCAGGAAUUUGUCACACGGUGGGCUCCGGUGGUCAUUUUGCGGGCGGGGGGAUGGGCUUUCUGGCGAGAAAGUACGGCCUUGCAGCUGACAAUAUAUUGGAUGCCCUCCUGAUAAAUGGGUCAGGGGAGAUGGUGGAUAGAAGCGGAAUGGGCGAAGAUGUGUUUUGGGCCCUGAGAGGAGGUGGAGGUGGCAGCUGGGGAGUUGUUUAUGCCUGGAAAAUUCGGUUGGUGAGGGUGCCUCAAAUUUAA
Molecule: messenger RNA, 639 nt
Organism: Cryptomeria japonica (Japanese cedar)
Lineage: Eukaryota; Viridiplantae; Streptophyta; Pinopsida; Cupressales; Cupressaceae
Product: reticuline oxidase-like
Exons: 2
Coding region: 1-639 (212 amino acids)
Molecular function (GO): FAD binding
Source: RefSeq, a predicted model, not a curated record